ACCAAUAUUUUGGCAUCGAAUCACCUUUCUCGAAAAAUCAAAACCCUCGACAUCGCUUCCGAAUUCCCAAUUCUGAAACCCUAAUUCGAUUCAAUCAAAGGGAUUCAUGGCAAACCAAUCUUCUUCCUCCGCUUCUUCUUCCUCCCAGUUCACCUACUCCUCCGAUGCCUCUUACUUCCCCAUGCCUUUCCACCUCCAGCAACCCGCCACACACUACGACUACUCUGCGCCGUACGCGGCUGCGGCGCCACCACCGGCGUAUCCGUAUCCUCAGGCGCCGCAGUUCCAGAGGGACGCACAGCAGCUAUUCCAGAGGGACGCGCAGACGAUCACGCCGGAAGCUCUCGAGAACGUGAAAGCUGCAAUCGCGAACAGCGAGAUCGAGCACAAGGCGGAGGCGAAGAAGAAGGCGGUUCCCCGGAGAGCCGCCGGUCAGUCGUGGGAGGAUCCGUCGCUGGCAGAGUGGCCGGAGAACGACCACCGGCUGUUCUGCGGCGAUCUAGGAAACGAGGUGAACGACGACGUUUUGUCGAAGGCGUUCUCGCGUUUCCCUUCGUUCAACAUGGCUAGGGUUGUGAGGGACAAGCGUUCAGGGAAAACCAAAGGCUACGGAUUCGUGAGCUUCGCGGAUCCUGCGGAUCUGGCCGUUGCGCUGAAAGAGAUGAAUGGGAAAUACGUUGGGAACAGACCAAUCAAACUCUGCAAGAGUAAGUGGAGAGAGAGAACUGAUAUUGGUGCUAUGGAGAAGCAGAAGAAGCAAUCCAAGAAGAAAACCAAAUCUUCUAGGGUUGGGGUCUUGCAUUAUUGACAAACCAGAUAAUUACAAAUGGGCCGAUCAUGUGAUCUUCCUCUACACAGCCUGUGAUCGUCUUGGGUCAGAGCAUCUUGCAGUUGGGCCGCUUUAUCCCAUGGGUCUUCUGUGGAACGCGAUGGGGGGUGUACCUGCAAGACAUUCCGACGUUCAAGUCAGUUAUGGUUCAAGCAGGUUUAAGUAUGUAGAAGAAGAUGAUGUACCUUAGUGUUGAUAUAUGUAUUUAGAGUGGAGAGAUGAGCAGCUUGGGAAGAUGUUACUUAGUGAUCAGGUUUGCUUUGCCUUGGAGGCUAAGUAAUUGAGCUGCCAUGAUUAAAUGUUGAUGAGCUUGCUGUCAUGGUGUCUUUAAGGUUGAGGAGCUUGCUGGCUGUCAUGGAGCUUGUUUGUCAUGUAGCCAUAAAUAUUAAGGUGUUUGCUGAGAUAGCCUUGGUGGAAGAGAUAAGAUAGAAGCAUGUAUUUAUUAUGGUGGAGCUUGCAGCCUUUUUGGACUAAGGCUUUGCUUCAUUGUGAAGCUUUUAUGUUGGGUCUUGUAUUUGCAUAGUAUUUAUCCAGAUCAGAAGCCCCUUAGCUCGUUGCUUAUGCCGAAGGCAUGAGGAGCGAGAUGUAUAAGAGCCUGUUUGGAUCCUCUUUUUUAAGCUAGAAGUUACUUAUAAGCUAAAGCUAAAAAUAAGAGUUUAAAAAAAGAAGCUAAAAGCUGUUUGGUAAUUUAGCUUAAAAAUUACUUAAAAGCACAUGUUUCAAGAAAAUUAUUUCUCUCUCUAUAUUUAUAACUCUUCAUUUAAAAAAAAAAGCACACAAUUCAAGAAAAACAGAUAAGAGCUAAAAAAAAAGCUCCUACUAGGAGCUUUUAGUUUUCAGCUUUUUUCUUCAUUAUAAAAAUAAGAGCUUUUCAUUAUAAGAACUUUUUCCAAAACCUGUUUGGCCUAGCUUAUGCUUAUAAGUAGUUUCUUGCUUAAAAAAGAGAGGAUCCAAACAGGCACUAAGUCUGCGAGAUGAUUUGUCUGUUAUCAGCCUAGGAAAUUCAUUUGACUUGCACCUGAAAGCUGCGUUGCGCUUGUUCCUUUAGCUGGA
Molecule: messenger RNA, 1882 nt
Organism: Gastrolobium bilobum
Lineage: Eukaryota; Viridiplantae; Streptophyta; Magnoliopsida; Fabales; Fabaceae
Exons: 2
Coding region: 107-808 (233 amino acids)
Molecular function (GO): mRNA binding
Source: RefSeq, a predicted model, not a curated record